GUAACAGCGACAAACGCGUUUCAUAAGAUUCCCCACUAGAAUCAUCCUGGAUGUAAAACGACCCAUCAAGGUUCUGUAUUUUCUUGUGUACCCUUCAUCACAAAGACAAAGUCAAUGGAUGUCCAGUGAAUAAAUGGACCCACAGGACAAACCUGGGAUGCCUUUGUGUGUCAGUUUGACAGUUUGUCUGAACUCCUGCAUUGUGCUGAUAACAAAACUCUGAAAAUCCAGCAAUGUUGGCUCGGAAAGGUCUGGUGCCUGAAGGAUUUCUUUUGACACGACUGGCUGAAGAUGCCACCCAGCCUAACCGUUUCCGUACAAAAUCACAGCGUGCUCGCUUUAUCACCAAGAGCGGAUCAUGCAACGUUGCUCACAAGAAUAUACGGGAACAGGGUCGGUUUCUUCAGGAUGUUUUCACCACCAUGGUGGACCUUAAAUGGCAGCACUCGCUCCUUAUCUUUACCUCAGCAUUCCUCUGCUCAUGGAUGCUCUUUGCUAUGAUGUGGUGGCUCCUGGCCUUUGCUCAUGGUGAUCUGGAGCCUCGAGAUCCCAAUGAGCCUGGGCCUGUUCCUUGUGUCACUGCCAUCCACUCCUUCACAUCAGCAUUUCUCUUCUCCAUCGAGGUGCAGGUAACCAUUGGUUUUGGUGGGAGGAUGGUCACAGAAGAGUGUCCACUGGCCAUUGUAGUUCUGAUUAUCCAGAACAUUUUGGGCCUCAUCAUCAACGCUGUCAUGCUGGGCUGCGUGUUCAUGAAAACAGCUCAGGCCAAUCGUCGAGCAGAGACGCUCAUCUUCUCCCGUAACGCUGUAAUCGCGCCUCGCAAUGGCAAACCCACGCUCAUGUUUCGUGUUGGAGACCUAAGGAAGAGUAUGAUUAUAUCAGCUACCAUUCAGAUGCAGGUCAUUCGCAGGACGGUGACAGCAGAAGGAGAGGUGAUUCCAGUCUGCCAACUUGACAUCCAAGUAGAAAACCCACUCAGGAGCAACGGUAUCUUCCUCGUCUCUCCCCUCAUCAUCAGUCACACCAUAGACAGAGGAAGCCCCCUGUAUGAGCUUUCAGCCCAGUCGCUGGCCACUGAGGAUCUGGAGAUCAUAGUUAUACUAGAAGGUGUUGUGGAGACCACUGGCAUCACCAUGCAGGCACGCACGUCCUACACACCGGACGAGAUUCUCUGGGGACGCCGCUUCGUCUCCAUCAUGACCGAAGAGGACGGACGCUACUCCGUGGACUACUCUAAAUUCGGUAACACAGUGCCCGUGAGGAUGCCUGCCCUCAGCGCUAAGGAGCUGGACCAGACGAGAGGGGUGCAGGACAACGGCCCUCACGAGGGUAAGCCUCAGGGCUGGGGACUGGUUCGGGCAGGACGAGGUGGCUACAGGAGGAGCGCAGGCCGGGCCUGCGAGGAUCACCCAUCCCGACCAUGGUACGCUCCAGCAGAGAAAGACGAGCAGGAGAAAAGUAAAGAGAAGAACGGGCAGAAGAAGAUGGUGAAAUUAGAGGAAAUAGGGAGAGAGAUGGAGGAGGAGCACAUGGAGGAUAUGAGUGAUUAAUUAUAUAAUACACAUUAUUUAUAAAGCAUGGAUGUACAGAUUGGAUGGUAGAAAGCUUUUAAUGAUCCGCUUUUAUUGAUUUGGGAAGCAUGGACAGCAAGGCAGGUGCUUUUUUAAUUAAUUGUAAUUUUUAUUUUCUCUUUACACUACUGGAUGUUUGGAUUUUAUACAAGCAGAUGUUGUUGGUGUGAUUUUUAAUUCCACCCUUUUUUCAUUUUUUUUAAGUUGCUCUGUCUUUGUGCUGUCAUUGUGUAGUCGUAUCUGCCAUCAGUGUUCCUUUGCCCAAUUUUAUGAAUCAAUAUUAUUAGCUGUUUUAGAAAAUCACUUUAUUUUUUAUUUUUUUGUAGUCUGUGUGUUGUGUUAUUAUUGUGUAUGUGUGCAGUUGUAAGCCAGUCCCUCAACAUUCAACACUUGGUUUUUAUUACUACUGAUUACUGUAUAAAUAUC
Tachysurus vachellii is the source of this 1997-nucleotide messenger RNA. RefSeq names its product potassium inwardly rectifying channel subfamily J member 11, like (gene kcnj11l). Gene Ontology annotation, molecular function: inward rectifier potassium channel activity. Bases 234 to 1550 code for a protein of 438 amino acids. Lineage: Eukaryota; Metazoa; Chordata; Actinopteri; Siluriformes; Bagridae. The record is from RefSeq and is a predicted model, not a curated record. Gene Ontology annotation, cellular component: plasma membrane. The transcript has 7 exons. Gene Ontology annotation, biological process: potassium ion import across plasma membrane; regulation of monoatomic ion transmembrane transport.